Brassica oleracea var. oleracea is the source of this 903-nucleotide messenger RNA. RefSeq lists its product as uncharacterized. Lineage: Eukaryota; Viridiplantae; Streptophyta; Magnoliopsida; Brassicales; Brassicaceae. The transcript has a single exon. The record is from RefSeq and is a predicted model, not a curated record. Bases 1 to 903 code for a protein of 300 amino acids.
AUGGCAGAUCUAAAAGGCAAAGGGAUUUGUUAUGAAAGUGAUGACGAGCCCAUUCAGUUAACGGAUCAGAAUGAUUCACAUACGAUACGCGACUUUCAACGUUCAUUGAUAGGGAAAGUUCUGAACCCUAAGAAGCAAAAUGUUGUUAAGCUGUUACAACAUAUGCCGACGGAAUGGAAGCUGCAAGAUUGCAUCAAAGCAAAUGAUCUCGGUAAUGGCAAGUUUCUUUUUAACUUUGAAACCGAGGACCUGCAAUAUGUACUGCAACAAGGGCCCUUUCACUACAAUUUCUGUAUGUUCGUUCUUGUUCGGUGGGAGCCGAUUGUUCAUGACGACUAUCCAUGGAUCAUUCCGUUCUGGGUUGGCAUAACUGGUAUCCCCUUACACCUCUGGACGUCAAAGAACUUGAAGAAAAUUGGAUCCAAGCUUGGUCAUGUGGGCGAGGAUAAAAUCAAAGAAUCAGAGGGUCGUAUGUGUAUUGAUGUUGAUACACGGAAGCCAUUUAUCUUCAGCAAGAAAAUCUUAUCGCCUGGUGGUGAUGAGGUGACGAUCCAAAUAAAGUAUGAACUACUCUUCAAGCACUGCACCUUUUGUGGCAUGCUAAGUCAUGAACUCUCCCAUUGUACUAAGAAGGAGCAGGGAUCGAGUAAUCAGAUGGAGAGAGCAUACGUAUUCUCACGGGUACAGCUGCCUAUUGGCGCAUCAGCUCGACAGCCAUUGCUGCGUGAGCAAAAGCCUCACGAUCGAUAUGAACAGCGGGAGAGUAAAUAUCACCAUAAUGUGGACCUUCACUCCUCAAAAAGAAUACUUGAGGUAAACGGUUAUAGACGAACUGUCUAUGCUCGACACGAUGACUCUUCAGACUGGUACGCAGGAAAGCAAGUAGGGAAGGAGAGAAGCUAA